Molecule: messenger RNA, 1461 nt
Organism: Cornus florida
Lineage: Eukaryota; Viridiplantae; Streptophyta; Magnoliopsida; Cornales; Cornaceae
Product: probable aspartyl protease At4g16563
Exons: 1
Coding region: 1-1461 (486 amino acids)
Biological process (GO): proteolysis
Cellular component (GO): extracellular region
Molecular function (GO): aspartic-type endopeptidase activity
Source: RefSeq, a predicted model, not a curated record
AUGAGAGCCUCAUUCACGAUGAUCACCGCCAUUUUCUUCUUUCUUGCCACUGCAUUGUCCAAUUUCAGUCCAUCCCAUGCAGGACAUAAAUUAAUCAACACUACUAGUGCUGGUCAUUCACUUGUCCUUGGUUUGGCUCAUUCUAGGUCAAUCCUUCCAACUCCAAAGACCUCUUUGUUUUCCUCAAAGAGACGACCAUCAGAAAUGCUCGACAUGAUGGAGCCACUGAGAGAAGUUAGGGAUGGGUACCUUAUAUCCCUAAACUUAGGGACACCCCCACAGGUCAUUCAAGUUUAUAUGGACACUGGCAGUGACCUUACUUGGGUACCUUGUGGGAACCUAUCCUUUGGUUGCAUGGACUGUGAUGACUAUAGAAACAACAAGUUAAUGGUUGCUUUCUCUCCUUCAUAUUCCUCUUCAUCCAUUAGAGACUCUUGUGCUAGUCCCUUCUGUAUCAGUGUCCAUAGCUCCGAUAACUCCUAUGAUCCAUGCGCCGUGGCCGGGUGCUCCUUAAGUACCCUUCUCAAGGGCACCUGUUCAAGACCAUGCCCUUCCUUUGCUUAUACCUAUGGUGAGGGUGUUGUGAUUGGGACACUAAGUAGGGACACCCUUAGAGUCCAUGGAAGUCGCCCCGGUGUACUUAGGGAGAUUCCAGAGUUUUCUUUUGGUUGUGUGGGAUCAACAUAUAGAGAACCUAUAGGAAUUGCAGGUUUUGGUAAAGGCCCACUCUCUCUCCCUUCGCAAUUAGGGUUCAUCCAAAAGGGUUUCUCUCAUUGCUUCUUGGCCUUCAAGUUUGCUAACAACCCUAAUAUUUCAAGCCCAUUAGUUAUAGGAGACCUUGCAAUUUCUUCCAAAGACCAUUUGCAGUUCACCCCAUUGUUGAAGAGUCCCGUGUACCCUAAUUACUAUUAUAUUGGUUUAGAGGCUAUAACUAUAGGCAAUAUUAGCAAAACCCUAGUGCCUUCAAGAUUAAGGGAGUUUGAUUCACUUGGCAAUGGUGGCAUGUUGAUUGACUCAGGAACCACUUACACUCACCUACCACAACCAUUCUACUCUCAACUUCUCUCGGAGCUACAGUCAGUGAUAACCUACCCUCGAGCCAAGGAAGUUGAGGCGCGGACAGGGUUCGAUCUUUGCUAUAGGGUCCCUUGUCCAAAUAAUACUUUGAGUUCUGAUGAUCUUCUUCUCCCUUCAAUCACUUUCCAUUUCCUGAACAAUGUGAGUCUUUUCUUGCCCCAAGGAAAUCACUUCUAUGCAGUGAGUGCACCAAGUAACUCCACUGUGGUGAAAUGCUUCUUGUUCCAAAGUAUGGAUGAUGGUGAUUCUGGACCAUCUGGGGUGUUUGGGAGCUUCCAACAGCAAAAUGUGGAGGUUGUCUAUGACUUGGAGAAGGAAAGAAUUGGGUUUCAACCAAUGGACUGUAGCUCCGCUGCAGCUUAUCAAGGACUUCACAAGAAAUAA